AUGCCUGUUAGUAAGAAUGCAAAGAUCAGCCAGCAUGUUAAUUAUAGGAUUAGGUGUACCAUGCAAGAUGGCCGGCAACUAGUAGGGACGUUCAAAGCUUUCGAUCGUCAUAUGAAUAUAAUAUUGUGCGAUUGCGAUGAGUUUCGCCAAGUCAAAAACAAGACAGCAAAGCAAGAUAAGGAUCGGCAGGAAAAACGGGCUCUAGGCCUUGUUCUACUGCGAGGUGAACAUGUUGUUACUAUGAAUGUAGAUGGUCCCCCACCUCCUGAAGAUGCCGCCCGAGUUCCGCUCCCUACAGCAGGUGCUUGGUCAGCUGGAGUUAAGCCAUUGACUGGUAUUGCUGUCGGGCGCGGUAUGCCCCUUGCGACCCCAGCAGCAGCUAUUGCCCCAGCUCCACCUGCUGGUUUAGGUGGGCCAGUUUGGGGAGUCGGAGCACCAGCACCGGGUCUGAUGCAGCCACGAGCGCUUCCUGGCAUGCCACCUCCACCUCCUCCCCCGGCAGGUGCACCAACUGCAGCGUUCGGUCGUGGAAUGCCAACUGUCACCGCUGUACGAGGAUAUCCUCCUCCUCCACCUCCACCGCCUCCUGGAUAUCAUUGA
Molecule: messenger RNA, 600 nt
Organism: Schistosoma spindalis
Lineage: Eukaryota; Metazoa; Platyhelminthes; Trematoda; Strigeidida; Schistosomatidae
Source: the annotation of a GenBank genome assembly